AUAUGCCCUUUCUCUGUUAACAUCAAAUCAAAACCUCAUAAACAAACUUAACAAAGAUACAAAAAUGAGCGUGGAGUUAUUAGAUGGUGCCACCAUUGUUGGCUUUGUGGAAGAUGAUGAAGCAUUCAAUGGUUCAAUUCAAGAUCGAUUUGCUAACUUGGAUACCAACCAUGAUGGUUUGCUCUCCUACUCCGAGAUGCUAAAAGAGCUACAAUGUCUAAGAAUGAUUGAAACCCAUUUCGGGGUUGAUGUGAAGACUGAUCCAGAAGAGUUGUCUCAUGUCUAUGAUUCUCUAUUUGUGCAGUUUGAUCGUGAUUCAAAUGGAACUGUCGACUUGGAGGAGUUCAAAGCUGAGACUAAAAGAAUGAUGCUUGAUAUGGCGAAUGAUCUUGGUUUUUUGCCUGUUCAGAUGAUUCUAGAUGAAGAUAGUUUCUUGAAAAAAGCUGUUGAGAGGGAGUUUACAAAGUUGCAAUCAAAUACAUCGGCUUAGUUUUUGAGUUUUGGUUUGGCAUCAUAUAUAUGGCCAUAUACUUGUGGAAAAGGAUGCGUAUGUUUUUAAUUUCAAGAAUAAAUGGCGGGAAUAUAUAUGUCAAGAAUUAUAUUUUUACAUUGUAAAAUUACAUCAGGAGUUGCAUAUGUAUUAAAAAUAGAGUAACUUAUAUAAAUCGUACAUGUAACAUGUGGUUGUCUGUGCCUUCGCGGUCAACUUUUAAUAUUAUAUGGUCCCUGACUUUGGAUUUUGUUU
Messenger RNA from Lactuca sativa (garden lettuce), 745 nucleotides. RefSeq lists its product as uncharacterized. The record is from RefSeq and is a predicted model, not a curated record. NCBI's taxonomy places the organism in Eukaryota, Viridiplantae, Streptophyta, Magnoliopsida, Asterales, Asteraceae. Gene Ontology annotation, molecular function: calcium ion binding.